This is a messenger RNA of Asparagus officinalis (garden asparagus), 530 nucleotides long. RefSeq lists its product as uncharacterized. The record is from RefSeq and is a predicted model, not a curated record. Bases 168 to 530 code for a protein of 120 amino acids. The transcript has 3 exons. NCBI's taxonomy places the organism in Eukaryota, Viridiplantae, Streptophyta, Magnoliopsida, Asparagales, Asparagaceae.
GGUCACAUUUCAUUAGAUCUGGCGAGACUGUGAGUAGGUAUUUCAACAAAGUGUUAGAAGCUAUUUGCCACAUACGACCACGCUUUUUAAGACAAGCACGGAAUGAAGUUCCACAGGAGAUCCUUAGCAACCCUCUAUACUAUCCUUAUUUCAAGGAUUGUAUUGGUAUGAUAGAUGGUACACAUGUUGAUGCUACGCUACCUGCUAGUCUUCAACCACGAUUCCGUGGUCGAAAAGGUGUUACACAAAAUGUUUUAGCGGCUUGCACUCCAAACAAGUUAUUCACUUACGUAUUAGCUGGAUGGGAAGGUUCUGCAAAUGACUUUAGAGUCCUCCAAGAUGCAUUGUGUAGGCCACAACCUCAUGGCUUGAAAGUUUACGAUGGAAAGUAUUACUUGUGUGAUGCGGGAUACACGACCAUGCCGGGUUUUAUCUCCCCAUAUCGUGGUGUUCGUUACCAUUUGAAGGAACAAAUAGGAAGAACACCUAAAAAUAGAAGGGAAUUAUUCAUAUUCUUCUUUAAGGUCUAA